AUGCUGAGAAACUUGCAAGCCCCGCCUGAUUUAGAACCCCCAGCACCUCAGCUGCUUGCCGUGCGGGGUUGCUCGCUCAUCACGUCGCGAUGGCUCCAGGUGCUUUCGUACAUUCUGGCGGAGGUUUGCAGCUCUGCGACACUACUAGAUGAUUAUGUGCGCGCCACGCUGAAUGUGUCGCAUCACUUGCUCUCCGCGUGGCACAGCAUAGCGGUGGCGGCUCAUCGCCCGCGUGAACAACGUACGAGCGGGAGCUCUUCCGGUUGGCGCUCUGUUUCUAGGGAUGGUACCGUACCACAGACGGACCGUGUGCGCUGGGAGAAGGAGGCUACAGCUGCUAGGCAUGUCGAGCUAGUUCGUCACCUGGUUGUCAUGGCGCUGCUGCAGCAGUUCUUGUCUGUGCCCGUUUCUGGGAGCUCUGACACUGUGCUGCGUGACUUGCUCUUACGACACCGUCGAUGGCGUCAGCGGAGGGCUGGUAAGGGCCGAUUCACCGAGCUCGGCGACGCGGAGGGUGGUUUGGUAGGGGAUGAUGAUAAUAACUGCGAUGGCGGGGGCCCUCGUGCGCCGCGUGGACGGGACCGGGAGGAAAGCAAAAACAAUAAGCGGCCACGGCCUCACUCUGUGGAUCGCUUUGGGUGUUCUUCUUCAUGGUCCACCUUGCCAUCGAUGGGCCAGCGACCGGACGAUGAUUGUUCCAUUUGUGACGAGGAGCGUUGUGACGACAACACGUGCUCUUCGGUGGACUUGCGGUUGUUUAUGCGUGCGGCUGUCGCCAUGAACCCCACCGCCUGCGCCCUGCAGCUCAUUUCGCGUUGCAUCGUGUGUAUCCAGAGUGAUUGGAGUUGUGACUGCAAGGACGGUGCGCCUCCCACGUCGCCGGUGGGUUUCCGUGGGCCUGAUGCUGGGGACGGUGGCGUUGCGGGUAACCGCUACUUUGUUUUCGUGGCAAGUCGUGACGUUGCUGCAUGUGAGCACUCAGGGCCAUGCUUUGGAAACCGCAAGUUUAUUUUUGUACAUUGCGAGCGGCCUAGCUGUGAGGAUGUUGAGCCUUCGCGUUGCUCUCGUCAUUGUCCGGUAGUUAUACCACCCCCGGAAACCGCAGCUGGCACCGUGGCUCCUAUUGCUCUUGUGGCUUCGCGGAGGGGUGGGGGGCCGUUGCUUGGAGACGGCGGUGUGUGGGGUCAUGUGAUGCGGUCGAUGAGGCAACUGCGACUUGAGCUGGGUCGAGGCGGCUUGGGCGUCCCCGCUCGUAGUGGUGUAGUGGCUUGCUUGCCCUCUGUUGCUCGCCCCGCUUGCAAUGCUCAGGGCAGGCCGUCCUUUUCGAGAGAGGGGGCUGGGAGGUUCUUACUUCCGCCCCUCGCACCGAACCGUAGGUGCUCCACUGAGCACUGCAUGGGAUGCGGCCCCCUGCCGACCGAUGCGCGCUCCCAGCGGGGGAUUGACAGCGGGGAGGAUGGCAGCGUGGGUGAAAGUGACGAGGGACGAUCAUCGUGGUUCCUUAUGUAUUCUGACCGGUGCAGCGCCACUGGGGCUUUCUUCUCCGGUGCAGUGCCCUCCGUGGGGCGGCUCAUCGCGUUCCCUUCCCCUCUUACAGGCUCAUCGAGCGAGCCGGUGCCGGUGGUGCAGCCCACAUCCAAUUUGGAGAGUGUGGACGUGCCCCUAGAGCAAGCCAUUUUUCUGCCACCUGCUGCUGGACACGAAGUGCGCCAUACAGGAAGGCCGUCUACGGAGGUGGACGAGUACAGUAAGUCAGUCAUGGCUGGUCAUGUUGCUUUCGCGGAGGAGGUGGCUGCGCGCCUGGAGUUCUGGUGUGCCCGUGGAAGCCCCCGUCGUUGCUACUAUGACCCCGUGGUGCUAAACUCUGCAGGGGAUAAUGGUGAUGGGGCUUCUGGGGGCACCGAUGUUGGUGCGCGUCGUGGCAGCAAUGACACGAAUGGGUGCGUGUCUGAGGGAGAGAAUGCGGGUGACUGGAUGGAGGAAACUAUGCCACUGAUGUUGCUGUUCACUCAGGUCGGUACGGUCCGUUUCCAGUUGCUAGGAGACACAGUGUAUUGCAACCCGAGGAGCCGGGGACUCCUUAUUACCGCGAUUAGUGAGGCAACGGAGUUGGUGAUUUGUGGGACGCGUGAGAGCCGCGUUCAUCGUGGUUGGCACAAGCGCUGUGACAAUGGUCGUAGUGAUGGACGCGCUGGUAACGGAGUUGGUCGCCGGAGGACGAGGGGAGAGAGCGUAAGUGGUGUUUGUGGUGCGAGCGACCUGACGCUUUCAGCUGGGGUUUCAGGUGGCGCCUCUCUUCAUGUGUACUACGACGUCGCAGUGGAGGUGUGCGUAUGUUGGGCGCAAGGUGAAGUGCUUGGAGAUGGCGAGAAAGACUGCCAGACAGCGCUGGAGGGGACGAGCGUGGGGAAUGCUAAAGGUUCUCCAUAUGGCUCACGCUGCGGUCAGCUCCUUUCGAGACGCGAGCAAAACCAACGGAGGAGUGAACGGCUGAAGACGGAGUUCCGCCUCGCGCAUUCUGAUCGUUUGGAUGCCCUCCUCGUUGACGGUCGAAACGCAAAGCCCAUAGCCUCCGUCACGCUUGUCCCAUCGACAGCUCCCGGUUGGCCCACGCAGUCUGCUACUCGGGCCGUGCAGGACACUCGGUUUAUCGUUCAGUCUUUCAGCCACUACGUGGCGCCACUCCUGAAUCACCUAAGGGAGGACAAGGUACUGAUGGUUGACAUGGAUCGCACGUUGGUGGACAACGCCAUCAUUUCAAGAAACCGGCUUGCCCAUGGCUUCCUUGACAACCCGCUGUGGAGGGCGCAGUUUCAUAUGGGGUCUUCCCAAGAGGAGGGGCAGGCCGAUGAGCGGGAGGCUCUGGAGAGGCAUUGCGAGGCGUCGGGCAUGGUAAGUUACUUUGUAUCUGAGGAUCCACGCUGCGGGAUGCGGACGGAGACUGUUUACGUUCGACGUGGCGUGAGGAACCUGCUACGGCGGUUCGCUGUGGAGUGGGGCAUUCCGCUGUUGCUGGUAACCAAAUCGUCGCGCAGCCGCGCUGAGGCCAUACUGCGGCAGCUGCUCGACCCCGAGGGGGAGCUUUUCCCGAUUGAUCGCGGACGUGUUUACACAGCGGAGUUCCUAGUGAACUCAGUGCCCCACUCCGGCUUUUCCUCGCAAAGUAUGGGUUCCUGCCCCACCAGUAUUGAUGGCGUGACAGAUGUUGGUGCCAUGGACGCAGAAAGUUGGCGUGAAUACCGGCGGCGUUUGUGUGACUCGCGGAAGUCCACUACUGAUGUACUGCGGGUGUGGGACCAGCUGUUUUCCUCCACUGAGGGAGUAGCACCGGUGCGUCGCGCACGAAGUGUUGCCGUGCUGGAUGACAUGCCUCAACUGUGGAGCGAGUCAGACUGGCCACGCACCGUAGCUGUUGCUCCGUACACGCUGGACCGUGUGGAUCCAGAUGAGUACUUUUCAGCCGGAGGCCUCAUCGCGUCUCUGCUACUUUCAGUGCUCUAUAGCAAGAAUUCUGUGGUGUGCCCGUUACGUAUGCGUCGCUUCGUUGCCGGGGGAAGUGGUUCCUAUGGGUGCGGGACGGUAUAUGGUGAGGAGGCCACGUGCGAUUUCCGUGGCGGUGUUCAAGGGUAUGGCCCUGGUGGAGAGCGCGACACCGUUUAUGGCGAGGUGGAAGUACAACAUGAGGACAGCACCUGUCAUACGUGCAUGUCGGAUGACACCGAUUCCUUGGAUUACUGUGGAAGGUCGUCCCCCCCACCGACUCCCUGUUUCGUUACCCUGGAGGGUGGUGGGGGUGUUUCUGUAGCUGGAGAGGAAGGGGUGGGCGAUAUAGUGGUUGUUGAGGAGGGAGGUUUAGAUCUCCCGGAGGUGAGUGUAUGGAACACUGCGGACGUGGAGGAUGUAGCGCCUCUAUGA
This is a messenger RNA of Trypanosoma brucei brucei TREU927, 3915 nucleotides long. RefSeq lists its product as hypothetical. Bases 1 to 3915 code for a protein of 1304 amino acids. The record is from RefSeq and is a predicted model, not a curated record. NCBI's taxonomy places the organism in Eukaryota, Euglenozoa, Kinetoplastea, Trypanosomatida, Trypanosomatidae. The transcript has a single exon.